This is a messenger RNA of Drosophila biarmipes, 1006 nucleotides long. RefSeq lists its product as uncharacterized. Bases 376 to 696 code for a protein of 106 amino acids. The record is from RefSeq and is a predicted model, not a curated record. Lineage: Eukaryota; Metazoa; Arthropoda; Insecta; Diptera; Drosophilidae. The transcript has a single exon.
UAAAAAUUGCUUAGAACACUUUUUUAAAAUAUUUUUUUUAGAUUUAAAACUACAUAAAUUAAUGAUUACUCUUUGAAAUCUUUUUGGUACUUGAGAGUACAUUCUAAUAUGCAAAUAAGUUCUGUGCCAACAAUGAAACUUAAUGAGACUCUCAACACCCGCUACCUUUUCCAUGAUUAAUGAUUUGGCAGUAAGCAAGUGGUUCACUAGUGGGUUGCAAGCUCAAGAUCAAGAUCAUUGGACUGCUAUUCCUAUGCCAUGGCUGCAACAUGACUUGGCUAUAACCAAGCCAGUGACUAUAUAAACUGGGCUCUGGUUGGGCUUAGAGCAUCAGUUACUUGGAAGUCACUACCAGUUACGGAUAUCCAGUUCAUCAUGCGCUUCACUCUGCUCGCUGUCUUCCUCUUCGGAGUGAUCUUGGCCGUUGUCUCCGCCGGUGGAAACGGUGGUGGCGGUGGAGGAGGUGGCCAAGGAGGCUGGCAGAAGGGCGGCGGAGGAGGCGGCGGCGGCCAGGGAGGCUGGCAGCAGGGAGGAGGUGGAGGCGGUGGCCAGAAGCAUGGAGGCGGCGGUGGAGGCGGCUGGCAGAAGGGAGGCGGCGGCGGUGGUGGCAAGCACGGCGGCGGAAAUGGCGGUGGUGGUAAGCACGGAGGCGGCGGCGGAGGCGGUGGCGGCAAGCACGGAGGCGGCGGCUGGUAAACACAGAAGACUCCCGAAAGAACCACUGAAGACCCACCCACAAAGCCUUACGAUCUGAUGCAGUGUGCCCACCAAAUUUCUUGGCCAUGCUGAUCUCCUAACAGCUAAAACUGUCUCGUCUUUUUCCUAUACUCAUUUGAAAUAAUCAAAAAUUAUAGUUUUCUAAUUGUCAAACCAAAAUAAAUAUUAUUUCCUGCAAUUUCAUAUAAGACAUUUUAAUGUUAAAAUCAAUUAAAAAUGGGAAGACAACUACUAGGCUAUUGUCUGAAAGUUCGGUAAAUAAAUUAAAGAAAUGCCAGUCCCAGCCUUA